Messenger RNA from Girardinichthys multiradiatus, 5767 nucleotides. RefSeq names its product exocyst complex component 6B (gene exoc6b). Gene Ontology annotation, biological process: intracellular protein transport; exocytosis; Golgi to plasma membrane transport. Gene Ontology annotation, cellular component: membrane; exocyst. The coding region runs from base 117 to 2549 and encodes 810 amino acids. NCBI's taxonomy places the organism in Eukaryota, Metazoa, Chordata, Actinopteri, Cyprinodontiformes, Goodeidae. The record is from RefSeq and is a predicted model, not a curated record. The transcript has 23 exons.
UCCACCCGGGCUGCCCAGUAGGAUUUAUUUAACCCACCGUGUGGUUCCUCCUCCCAACCUGUCCGCAGUCCCGUUCGUUCAGCACAGGCUCGGAACCGUCCACAGCAACAUGCAGGAUGGCGAGUGUGGAGACGGCAGCCGAACACGAACGCAUUCUGCGGGAAAUCGAGAGCACGGAUACCAACUGCAUCGGGCCGACACUCCGGUCGGUGUACGAUGGUCAGGAACAUGGCCUCUUCAUGGAAAAGCUUGACGGCCGGAUCAGGAACCAUGACAGAGAGAUCGAGAAGAUGUGCAACCAUCACUUCCAGGGUUUCGUCGACUCCAUUACAGAGCUGCUCAAAGUUCGAGGAGAGGCCCAGAAGCUGAAGAGUCAGGUGACUGAAACCAACCUACGUCUUCAGGAAGAUGGCAAAGUGCUCAUCAGUUCCAUGGAGGAGCUGAAACAGUGCCGAGUGCAGCAGAGGAACAUUGCUACCACCGUAGACAAGCUGAGUCACUGCCUGCCAGUGCUGGAGAUGUACAGCCGACUGCAGGAGCAGAUGAGAGCCAAGAGGUACUACCCCGCGUUACGGACUUUAGAGCAGCUGGAACACACGUGUCUUCCCAGAGCCGGUCAGUACCGGUUCUGCUCCAUCAUGUCAGAGAACAUCCCCAAACUGAGGACGCACAUCCGGGACACCGCCAUGACGCAGCUCAGAGACUUCCUGGAAAGCAUCCGCAAACACUCGGACAAGAUCGGCGAGACGGCCAUCAAACAGGCUCAGCUCCAGCGUUCACUGGACAGCUCCGUCACCCUUCAGCCCAGAGCUUUGAUUGGUCGGCGCAGCAGAAAGGAGGCGGCAUCAGCAGGAACAGAGAACGGCGGACAGGGCGGCAGUCCCAUGUCUGAACAGGACUCUGGUAUUCUGGACGUGGAGGAUGAAGAGGAGGAAGAAGUCCCAGGAGCUCAGGACCUGGUGGAUUUCUCCCCAGUGUACCGCUGCCUCCAUAUCUACACUGUGCUGGGUUUGCGUGAUGUGUUUGAGAACUACUACAGAAAGCAGAGAAGGAAACAGGCUCGCCUUGUGUUGCAGCCCCACUCUAACAUGCAUGAAACCUUGGAGGGAUACAGGAGGUACUUCAAUCAGAUUGUUGGCUUCUUUGUUGUUGAGGACCACGUCCUUCACACCACGCAGGGUUUGGUCAACAGAGCCUACGUGGAGGAACUUUGGGAGUUGGCCCUGUCCAAAAUAGUCGCAGCCCUGAGGACGCACUCUUCGUACUGUGAUGACCCUGACCUGGUGCUGGAUCUGAAGAACCUCAUUGUCCUGUUUGCUGAUACUCUGCAGGGUUAUGGUUUCCCUGUGUCCCAGCUGUUUGACAUGCUGCUGGAAAUGAGGGAGCAGUAUGGAGAGAUUCUGCUCAAGAGAUGGAACAUCACCUUCAGGCAGAUUCUGGAUCAGGACAACUACAGUCCAAUCCCGGUUUCAACAGAGCAGGAAUACAGACAGUACACUUCCCAGUUUCCCCUGCAAGACCCUGAACUGGAAAAGCUUUCUUUCCCCAAGAAACUUCCCUUCUCUGAGUUUGUACCAAAAGCCUACUGCCAGCUGAAAGAAUUCAUCUAUGCUUGCCUGAAAUACUCUGAGGACCUUCAUCUCAGUUCCACGGAGAUAGACGACAUGAUCCGCAAGUCGACAAACCUGUUGUUGACCAGAACCCUCAGUAACUGUCUGCAGUACGCCAUCAAGAAGAAGAAUGUGGGCCUGGCAGAGUUGGUACAGGUGAUUAUUAACACCACCCACCUGGAGCAGAGCUGCCAUUUCCUGGAGGAGUUCAUAUCCAACAUAACAAACGUUCCUCCGGACACGAUGAACGCCACCAAGCUGUACGGGACGUCAACGUUUAAAGAUGCCCGUCAUGCAGCUGAGGCGGAGAUCUACACCAGCCUGAACGCCAAGAUUGACCAGUUCCUGCAACUGGCCGAUAACGACUGGAUGUCGUCCGCGCAGGGAAGCGGGAAUCUAACGACCAGCGACUACCUGGUUGACUUGAUCGCGUUUCUGAGGAGCACGUUUAGUGUCUUCACCAACCUGCCGGGGAAAGUCGCGCAGACGGCCUGCAUGUCCGCCUGCAAGCACAUGUCCACCUCCCUGAUGCAGCUGCUGCUCAACCCAGAGGUCCGGCAGAUCUCCAUCGGCGCUCUGCACCAGCUCAACGUCGACCUGAAGGAGUGCGAGAGUUUUGCCAGAGCCAGCCCGGUCGCAGGCUUCCAGGGUGACACGUUGCUUCUGGCCUUCAGUGACUUGAGACAAUUACUGGACCUUUUCACCCAGUGGGAUUGGUCCACUUACCUGGCCGACUACGGCAGACCCACCUGCAAAUACCUGAGAGUCAACCCACACACGGCACUGACCCUCCUGGAGAAGUUGUUUAAGCCGAUGAAGGAGACGAGCAAGAAGAACGUCGUCCUGGCCCAGUUCAAGAAGGCGGACAGAGACAGACAGAAGCUCAUCGACACCGUCAUCAAACAGCUCCGCAACCUCAUCGCGCAGCAUCACGCCUAAACAGAGUCCACUGAUUGGUCAGGAAGCCCAGAGAGCUCCAUCCAGCCCUCUGAUUUUAAUCCAGAGUGAUCGGAGCGUCUUCCAUCAACCAAAAAUCUAAAUCUGUACCAUGUUAGAGUUUACUUGUUGGAAGCAAAUGUUUCAAGCUUGCAAAAUGAAGAUCUUCAUUUUAUCUCCAGCUCAUUAGUAACUAAUUAACCUCCCGUCAGCUCCUUCCUCCCGAGUUUAAAAGGGGUGUUCUCCUGUUUAACUAAUUCUCGUGUUGCUGUUUUAGGAUGCUACUGAGCCCUUAGUUUGGACAGGAAGCAGCAUAUUUAUGAGCCAAAUCUAAAGAUGCUGCUCCUAAACUAUGCCCUGCUGUUCAUCUUUCUAACGUGAAACAGGAGCUUUGAUCGUUUCAUGCCGGAUGCAGUCAGGUUUGAAAUCUUUAUUUGUCCGCAGAUGAGAUCGUUGAGGCAUAAAAUGUUUUCAAUUGUCCGUAAGGAUCCCUGAAUGCCAUAUUUUCCUUAAAACUCUUCCGAUUUCCUGACUGAAUAGGUUGGCUUUGCGGAGACUGUUUUGUUCCGACUUUUAUCGUCUUCCAUGCCGCUCGUCUUCGUUACUUGUAGCACAACAAUAAAAUGUAUUGAAUGUACGUCUGAGAGAUUAUUCUGGCGUUUGUGAUGUCAUGUUAGGUUGCUUAAUACUUGGAAGAGCACUGAAAUAAAGUCUGAAAACAAAGCAAUACAGAAUGUUACUGCAAUAGUUGAGAACUCAACACUUUGUCUUCUUAAAAGGGGUUUAAAAGUUUGCGUGAAGCUUAAGUAUUUGAAUCCUGUGAAGUGGCGUUAAAUGAAAGGCAUGGAAAAGUCAGUUUGGAGAAAAAAUUCCUAAUUUAAAGAAUAUUUGGGAAACGGGUUCCAAGGACUAAAUAUGAGCAGCCACUAUCUUACCAGCAGUGGACUGCAGUCACAGUGAUCCCAGUUUGGAGAACAGUGCUCUAGUGUAUGGAACAUAUUACAGAUUUAUUUUCAAGGUGUGGUUCUAUGGAGCAGUUAUAAGCAGUCAGUGUCUUAUUCCAGUAGACCGCAGUCAGGGGUUUUAGUUUGAAGAACAGUCCUAAUUUCUGGGAUUUUUGAGAUUUAUUCUAAAGUGGGGUUCUGUGGCGUAGUUGUGAGAUCUCAGUAUCUUACCAGCCGCAGACAGUCAAAAUGAUGUUAGUUUGGAUAACUCUGUUUAGAGACGUUUUUGUUUAAGUGGGGUCCUGUGGAGCAGUCAUGAGCGGUCAAUACCUUACCAAAGUAGAUUUCUACCAUCUUGAAACAAAAACAAAAACAUUAUAGUUUUUCCUGCAAAAAAAAAAAAAAACAAUAAAAAAAUCCUUAAACUUCACACUGUUGUCACUUUAGCAUUAGCAGGUUAUUUACAUAGAAGCUUACAGUAAAAAAAGGGAACUGAAACGGUAGCUCAGUACAUUUUUAGAUUAUUAGUAUAAAUUACCUCAGGGUUCUCUGUUAAUAAUAUAAUGUUAAUAUGACACUGUGUAAAGUUCAUAUAUAGCUUUCAUGUGACAGGUGUGAGUUGCUUCAGCAAGCCGCUUCAUUCAAACUGCAGGUAAAACACUGACGGCUAAAACUGCCACAGAACCUAGCUUAAUCAAGCUGAGGCGUUCCUUUUUACAAACCAGCAUGGAAACAUAGAGAUGUGCUGCCGGUGUUGUCAUGUUAAUGGAAAAUGUAUUUAUUUUUCAAAUACUUUUGCUACUCUACUAUCCCUACAUGUUUUAACAAUACACUAAAGCAGUUAAACAGAGGUAAACACAGAUGUCCCUGGUUUAUUGCUGCCAGUGGUGCAUCACGAGAUCCUGGACCUUGGCUGCUGUGACAGAUAAGAUAUAUUCAAGGCCUCCCCCAGAGCAGUUUAGCUUCUGAUCUUGUUCACAUCAGUACAUUAAGUCUCUGAACCGGCCUGUUCUAAACCGGCAAACAAGGCUUUCAACCAGCCCCACUUCACAGGAAACUGUCUAACACACAACCUGCAAAUACUUGAACAAGUGCCUGAACUUUACACCUCCACAGUGAGCGAGAGAUAUAAGACAAAAAAGGGGGAUGUUGUUCAAAACUGGCAACUAUUCCCCAUCCAUGUAGUGAAACGUGAUUAGAACAGAAAGAGUGUUAUUACUUAAAUAACUGGGUCUCAGCGGGGGGGUGAUGCUCCGAACUGGCAACUGCUUUAUGUUGUGUAGUCUGUUGUUUGUCUGCCUGAUUGGGAUGAGUUUGUAUAGAACCAUAGUCGUAAUGCCAAGCACACACUGUCCUGUGUCUUCCAUAAUGCCAGGAACUGUGUGUUUGUUUCUGUGUGUGUCUGUGUGUGUGUGUACUCUGGAUACUUGUACACACAGGUAACUAAUUAAAGCACAACAUCUACUUAGUUUCACACUAGAUUGUUUCUCAAACUAAUAAGGGUCGUCUUCAAUGUGUUUUGUUGGUAAACUUGGGUGCAAUACUAUUAGAAAGUGCAGCAGCGUGUUAAAUGAAAAGUGUGUGCUUUAUAAAGGGAUUCAAAUCUGCAUUGUGUUUAUAAAUCUAUGUUUUUCUGUUUCAUGAAGAACAUUUUGUUCAGUUUUCUGUGCGAUUUGCUGAGCAUCUCAUUUUGUGGAUUUCUACGAGGAUUUUAGUUAUAUUUUGUAACCUAUUGGUCGUCAUUUGUUUUGUUUAUUUUACUUUUCGAAAGGGAACGGGGUGUUGCUGAAUGUGCCUUUGCUGUACGCCUUCAGCCAAUGAAGCAGCAUAAUGUGGUGUUUGGAGUCUGGGCAGUUUUCUGUUAGUUUACAAUAAGAAAACUCUGCUUGAAUUUCUUUUUUUCUUCUUUUUAAAGCUUGUCGCUCAAUUUCAAACUUUUCUGGAGGUGAGAUUGUUGCUUAUUUCCAACUAACACCAUUAACACAUCCUGGAGCUCCGGUUCUUCUUUCCAUGCAGGUUGUUGGAUGUUUUUCUCUCAAUUAAAUGAGAUUCUCGGUCCUUUUCCUGAGCGGUGAUCCUGCAGCUAUGCUGGAUUUCCAGAGUCCUCUGUCUGCAUAUGAUGUUGCUACUUUCUGUCCCAUGUUUGUUUAUUGCAGACAAAAACUGUUGUAACAUUAGCACUGUACACUCUGAUGUAUUAAACCACUAAUUAUUGAAAAUACAAAUAAAAUGAGAUAUGCCAACAGAUGAACAUGAAAUAAAUGGCAAACUAUUAAA